This is a messenger RNA of Pollicipes pollicipes, 1610 nucleotides long. Its product is annotated as sedoheptulokinase-like. The record is from RefSeq and is a predicted model, not a curated record. Gene Ontology annotation, biological process: cellular response to lipopolysaccharide; glycerol metabolic process; phosphorylation. Lineage: Eukaryota; Metazoa; Arthropoda; Thecostraca; Pollicipedomorpha; Pollicipedidae. Gene Ontology annotation, molecular function: sedoheptulokinase activity. Gene Ontology annotation, cellular component: cytosol.
AGCUGAUCGCGUUCUUCGUCGCUGGUACGCAGCGCUUGGUUUCAGAUAUAUUUAAUUUCUACGAGAAGAGAUUAAGGCUUCCAGAAUAUGGCUGAGAAGCAGCUUAACAAACAGGAGAGCAGUUUGAGCCUUCAUGGAGACCGCUCCCUGGUCCUGGGCAUUGAUCUUGGCACUACCUCAGUCAAAGUGUGCAUCAUAGAUGCACGCACGCACAAAUGUGUCAAGCAGUUGACGAAGGAUACUCAGGCCAACGUGCCCAGCGAGCUGGGCAGCGAGGGCAACAAGCAGUACGUGCCCAAGAUCGUGAGCGCCCUGCACACGUGCAUAUCGCGGCUGCCGCGGGAGGCCCUCAGGCGCGUGGAGAAGGUGGGCGUGUGCGGCCAGAUGCACGGCUGCGUGCUCUGGAAGGCCGGCCAGCGCCUGGAGCCGCAAGCCCGACACCAACACGUUCGAGAUGGCCAGGUGUCGCACCUCUACACCUGGCAGGACACGCGCUGCUCGCCGGAGUUCCUUGCCUCGCUGCCGGCGCCGGACAGCCAUCUGGGCGUGCACUCUGGGUACGGCGUGGCCACGCUGCUUUGGUUCCUCCGGCACAAGCCGCAGAAGCUGGAUAUGUACGACAGGUCAGGCACCAUCCAGGACCUGGUGGUGGCGAUGCUGUGCGAGCUGGACACGCCGGUGAUGUCGGUGCAGAACGCCGCCAGCUGGGGCUACUUCAACACCACCACCGGCUCUUGGAACACGGAGUUGCUGAAGGAAGCCGGGCUGCCGCUGCACCUGCUGCCGCCCGACCGCGCCGUCCUCAACGUCUCCACCUCGGCCCAGAUGGCGCUGCUGCUGCCGCACGGGUUUGAGCCGCCGCCGGCGUCCGAGGCCGGCUGCGUCAGCUACCUGCCCUACCUGGACGGCCGCUACCUGGCCGUGGCCGCCGCACUCACCGGCGGCAACGCCCUGGCCGCCUUCGUGCAGAUGCUGCAGCGGUGGACACAGGAGCUGGGGUUCAACGUGCCGCAGUCGGCGGUGUGGACCAAGAUCCUGGCGCUGGCGGAGGCGCCGGCGCCGGCCGCCGGCGAGUGCGAGCUGCGCGUGGUGCCGACGGUGCGGGGCGAGCGGCACGCGCCGCACCAGCGCGCCUCCGUCACCGGCGUCGACGUCGGUAACACGGGGCUCGGCCAGGUGACGGACGCCGUCUGCCGCGGCGUCGCCGCCAACAUGGACAGCAUGAUGUCCCGCGAGUGGCUGCUGGCGCGCGGCGUGCGCCGGCUGGUCGGCACGGGCAGCGCCCUGGCCCGCAACGGACCCCUGCGGCGGGCCUUCCAGCUGACCUACGACACGCCGCUGGAGAUGGCUGAUGAGACGAGCGCCGCGUACGGCGCCGCGCUGGCCGCCGCCCGCUGUCUGUAGGGCCACCGCUGUCCGCUGCCUGUAGGGCCGCCGCCCGCUGUCUUGAGGACCGCUGCCCGCUGUCUGUAGGACCACCGCCGGCUGCCUGUAGGACCGCCACCCGCUGUCUGUAAGACCACCGCCCACUGUCUGUAGGGCCGCUCUUCGACGUUGGUGGGGCCACCGCCCGCUGUCUUUAGGCCCGCCGCCCGCUGUCUGUAGGGCCA